GAAUCACCGGAUAUCCGGAAGUGUUGCAUUGUGGGGUUCAUUUCGUUGAUAGCUUAACCGAGUGGGUGAAAUAAUGAAUUAGGAGCUUCGAAUGCUUAAAAAAAAUUCCGCCUCGGGCUUUAGCCGAACGCGCGCGGCGUCUGUUAGUUUAUCCAGGCAGCUUGAGAAUGAAUGAUCGGAGCUGAAUCAUGAUUAGAAACGUGCACAGGAACAGCAGCAGCAGCAGCUCUGAUGUGUGGAUGUGGAGAGUCAGCGUAAACUGAUCAACCGAAAGCGUUUUAGUGAUCUGCUAUAAGAAAGCCGACCACAUUAUUUGAAUCUCCAAACAAAGCCGUCGCUGUGGGUGUUUCAUCCUUAACAACCCACUGAAGUUCCUCGCCCUGUUUCGAUUCCCUUCAAAUUCUGAAGCGUCUCGGCAGCUCAUCCCUCAUGGCCUCUUCAUCGGGCAACGACGAUGAUCUGACGAUCCCGAGGGCGGCGAUCAAUAAAAUGAUUAAAGAAACGCUUCCCAAUGUGCGAGUAGCGAACGAUGCCAGAGAGCUGGUGGUGAACUGCUGCACGGAGUUCAUUCACCUCGUCUCAUCAGAGGCCAACGAGAUCUGCAAUAAGUCAGAGAAGAAGACUAUAUCCCCAGAACAUGUUAUAAACGCACUUGAAAGUCUAGGUUUUGGGUCAUAUAUCGCAGAAGUAAAAGACGUUCUGCAAGAGUGUAAAACUGUAGCACUUAAACGGAGAAAGGCCAGCUCUCGACUAGAGAACCUUGGCAUACCUGAGGAAGAACUUCUCCGUCAACAACAGGAAUUAUUUGCCAAGGCACGGCAGCAGCAGGCUGAGUUAGCACAGCAGGAGUGGUUACAGAUGCAGCAGGCUGCCCAGCAGGCACAGUUAGCGGCGGCUUCAGCCAGUUCCGCUCAGCAGGCCGGAUCUUCCCAGGAUGAAGAUGAAGAGGACGACAUGUGAAUCCCGGCAGGCUUUCAUCGAAGCACACAGAUAGAUUGACAAAUAUAUAUAUUUACAGACAUGUAUGGUCUCCCACACACACUCUGUCCUCUGUAACCUUAGCAGAGAGAGACCUCUGCAGUGUUUUCUUCUAUAUAAACUUUUAAAUCCCAGAUCACCAGUAUAAGUACAUACUGACGGUUUAGGAGCAAUCAUGGGUGCUCUCCUGUGAUUUGUUGCUAUGUUCGCCUCGAUUCACUUGUUAGCUAGUUAGCUCUUGAAAAUCCCUCUUUUCUUUCUCAUUUGUUCCUGAUUUAAUUGAAGGCAGUUGCCAUAAGUUUCACCGUAUGUGUGUGGGAAGGAUGUGACGUGGCUGUGGCGUGAGGUGCACCAUGUUAUUUGUCAUUGGUUAAAUUCAGGAGCCGGUGUUUUGAAUCGCUGAAUCCUGUUUUAGGCAAUUUGCGUGUUUCUCUUAUAUUUGUCUUUGUAAAAUAGCUUAAAGAGACACGUUUGGGGAACAUUUUUUGGAAAGUGAUUUUUACAGCCGUUCAUCCCCGCUUCUGUAUUUCUCUUUGUUCUGCUGAGCAAGUUCAGAGAUGUGAUUCGUAAUGUAGGAUGUUGCUUUUUGGUUCAUUUUAGUUCAAGGAUUAAGAUUAUCAUGUGUAGAUAGGCUUUUACCUGCCCUGUGUUAAGAACAGUAUUCCAAGGAAAAGAUUUACAUGUGCAGAAUAAUAUCUGUCUCAUAGUACCAAAGAUAGAAAAACUAUGAAAAAUCAGUCACCAGAUAGGCUUCGGAAAUCUGCUCAUGGUAUUUGCUCUCUGUAUGACGUGAGUGCUUCGGUGUAUAUCGCACUGAAGGCUCUGUAACUCUCACUUUGUACAAUGUUUUGAUAGCAGAUUUUUUUCCAGGUGCAAUGUGUAAAAGUGGAGUUGUGAAUGUUUGGUCAAUUCAUAUCUUGUGAUGACUGGUAAGGUGUAGUUGAGAAGCGUAUUCACAUGCCUUUGCGAAAGCUGUAAGCUGUAUUCUCUAAGCAAUAAAGUCAACCCGUUUUAUAGACA
Molecule: messenger RNA, 1998 nt
Organism: Labeo rohita (rohu)
Lineage: Eukaryota; Metazoa; Chordata; Actinopteri; Cypriniformes; Cyprinidae
Gene: dr1
Product: down-regulator of transcription 1
Exons: 4
Coding region: 430-960 (176 amino acids)
Biological process (GO): negative regulation of transcription by RNA polymerase II; positive regulation of transcription by RNA polymerase II; RNA polymerase II preinitiation complex assembly
Cellular component (GO): negative cofactor 2 complex
Molecular function (GO): protein heterodimerization activity; general transcription initiation factor activity; core promoter sequence-specific DNA binding
Source: RefSeq, a predicted model, not a curated record